GGGCAUUUGUGAUUACCUGGCUGCAUUCUGGAAACUACCCAGCCACACCAAGGCAGGUGACCCGCCCUCUGCCCCAGAUUGAGGAAGCAGGAAAAGGUGGCAGCGCGAGGCGGUGGGCAGACGUGCUGGGCAGACGUGCUGGGCGAUGGUGGUCAGAGCUCCCCUGAGGAUGGGCUUUCUCUGGGGCUUGGCUCUGUCCCUUUUCUUCUGCUGGGAAGCUGGGGCCCCCAGGAGCUCUGCAGGCCCCAGCACCAGCAGACCAGGUCCUUUGGUGAUGACAAACCACAUAGAAGAGCCUGCCAUGACUCCGGGAAUCCGGACAAAUUCAGAGAGAGACUUCCAGACCACUGACCUUGUCGAGACCUCUGUGCCAAGCCAUACCCCUUUGGAAACUCAAACCCUGAGCACCCAGACCUUUGAUAGGAACUUAAUCCUGACCAGUGCCAUUUCAGAAGCAGAGACCAGGAAAACCGAGACCACUUUUCGUGCAACAGAGACCAGGGUCUUCACACAAAUGACACCGUCCAAGUUCACGGUUAUGAUCACCACUCCUAUGGAGGCAUCAGCUACAAGUGGAAGCCCCAUGGCAACUGGAAGGACCACAGUGGAGACUAUAAUAGGCAGUGAUCUUGUGGACGCUGUCUUUGACAUCCUUUGUACUGAUGACAGCUCAGAAGAGGUGAAGAGGCUCAUAAUUGAUGUCUUGACAUCAGCUCACACCUCUGCAGAAGACGAGGGCCUGGCCUUGGACAGCAGCGUCUUCUCGGACCACUCAGUUCUGGCCAUCACCGUCUCACAGGCCCUGGCACCCGACCAGAAUGCUUCGGCUAAAGACUGGCUUGCCUACAGCCUCACUGACAUGGAGGUUACCAACUGCAGCGUCACAGAAAUACUAACAACUGCCACCAGCCUUGGGACCUCUGACGUAGCUCUCGACCCCACAGGAGGAAAGACCCCAUCUUCCCUUGAUGUGUCAGCUUUGCUUCAUUCCACCAAAGCAGAACCACACUUCACCAAGACCAUGACCUCCGCAGAGAUUUCGUCAGCAGCCAGUGCCACAGAACCAGCCACACCUGAUACCCCAGUUGAGACUCUGCUACCUGCUAAGAGCACCAUAGAAGGAGGAACAACAGCAGCUGAGCCCAUGACCCCCAGCACAACUUUGGUGACAGUCAGCAUUGGACCCUGGGAAGAAACUACAGUCCUCUCUGUGGAGACGACAAGCCACACCAAGGUCUCAGGAGUGGUUACGAUCUCCACAGAGACCGGGUCAACGGUAGGUAAAGUGGCUUCCCCUGCUACGGCUGACAGCCACAGCCAUGGAGCCACUAGCAAGAACUCCAGCCCCUCACAGCCUCGUACCACAGACAGAACAAUCGAUGGGUCUGUCCCCAUCAGCAGGAGCACUUUUCCUUCUGCCCACCUGAUUAUGGCCAAUAGCAGCCUCGAGGCAAACAUCACCUCAGUCAAGACCACAACCUUAGCCAAGAACUUGAAGACAACCAGCAGGGCUGGAGGGAAGGCCCCAACUGCUCUGCCCACCACUGCUAAGCCAAGGGGGACCACAGAAGCUACUGCAGGUGGGGAUGGAGGCUUUCUCUUCCUGCAGCUGAGAGUGGCCUCCCCAGAAGACCUCAGUGACCCCAGAGUGGCAGAGAGGCUGAUGCAGGAGCUCUGCCAGGAACUGCAUACCCAUGGACCUCCCAUCCACGUCUCUCUGCUGCGCAUCAGGAGGGGCUAAGGAACAUCUGCUGUGCCAGAGGGGCCAGUGCUGCCUGCCUGUGGCCUGGAAUACCCCCCACCCCACCCCAUACACAGACUGGAGCUACAGAGCUAAGAUAUACCUGGAAGAUUCCCAAGAGGUCAGCUGACCUAAGCCCUUACCCGGACAUGGCAGUGGGACACUGGCUCACAUAUGCCUUAGAGUGGGUGUGUGUGUGUGUGUGUGUGUGUGUGUGUGUGUGAUGGUGGGGGUGGUGUGGGAGUGGAGCUUCCCUUGUUCCAAAGAUGUCCUUGGACUUCCUUUGCCACAUGUGUUACGUUUCAGUAAAGAGUGAUCUGAUCACCCAUCUGUCCACCCUCUUGGUGCUCCCAUUAGCCAUUAAAAUUGCACACAGUGUGACCCAGAGGCGACCUAUUUGAUCAAUAUGGGACUUUUUUGGUGUUGACGUUUUUAUGAUAUUGGGAUUUUAUGCAUCCUCCUUACUCCCUCCCUCCUUCAUUCUCCCCUGGUUCUUGGUUGAGACCUCGAUUACAGGACUUACGGAGGCUGGCCCCGGAGCCUGUUGAACUCUGAGCUCCUUCAGAGCUGGGCCUGUAUUUAUCUCAGCAUCCCCUGAACCUGAGCAGAGUGCCUGGUCUGUAGUAGGAUCAUAGAGAAUGUUUUUUGGAUUGCCUUGACUUUCAAGUUCUGGGUAUAAGCAGAUCACAAGAAGGUCUGCAGUACUCGAUUAUUCCUCCCCUCUAGCUCAUAAGUCAAGUUAUUAUUAUUAUUUUUAAGAAAUUAAAUGCAGCUAUGGGGCACCUGGGUCGCUUAGACGGUUAAGUGUGCGACUU
This is a messenger RNA of Lutra lutra (Eurasian river otter), 2556 nucleotides long. RefSeq names its product mucin 20, cell surface associated (gene MUC20). The record is from RefSeq and is a predicted model, not a curated record. The coding region runs from base 146 to 1741 and encodes 531 amino acids. Gene Ontology annotation, biological process: hepatocyte growth factor receptor signaling pathway. Lineage: Eukaryota; Metazoa; Chordata; Mammalia; Carnivora; Mustelidae. The transcript has 4 exons.